AUGGCCCGCACCAAGCAGACCGCCCGUAAGUCCACUGGUGGCAAGGCUCCUCGUAAGCAGCUUGCCUCCAAGGCUGCCCGCAAGUCCGCCCCAUCGACCGGCGGUGUGAAGAAGCCUCACCGCUACAAGCCUGGUACCGUCGCUCUCCGUGAGAUCCGUCGCUACCAGAAGUCCACGGAGCUUCUGAUCCGCAAGUUGCCUUUCCAGCGUCUUGUUCGUGAGAUCGCUCAGGACUUCAAGUCGGAUCUCCGCUUCCAGUCUUCUGCCAUCGGCGCUCUCCAGGAGUCCGUUGAGGCCUACCUCGUCUCCCUCUUUGAGGACACCAACUUGUGCGCCAUCCACGCCAAGCGUGUCACCAUCCAGUCCAAGGACAUCCAACUCGCCCGUCGUCUCCGCGGUGAGCGUGGUUAAACAUGCUGCUCUUCAACUUCUC
Molecule: messenger RNA, 433 nt
Organism: Periconia digitata
Lineage: Eukaryota; Fungi; Ascomycota; Dothideomycetes; Pleosporales; Periconiaceae
Source: the annotation of a GenBank genome assembly